AUUCUUGACGAAGACCCGAUAAGAUGAAGGCGCUGAUCCUCGUCGGAGGGUUCGGCACGCGGCUGCGGCCGCUCACGCUGUCGUGCCCCAAGCCCCUGGUGGAAUUCUGCAACAAGUCCAUUGUAAUGCACCAGAUCGAGGCGCUUGUGGCGGUGGGGGUGACGGAGGUAAUUCUUGCCGUGAACUAUCAGCCGCAAGUGAUGCUGGCAGCGCUCGAGUCCAUGGAGAAGAAGUACAAUAUCAAGAUCUCGUGUUCCCAUGAGACAGAGCCCCUGGGUACUGCUGGGCCAUUGGCAUUGGCUCGUGAGCUACUGGACGAUGGAGAUCCGUUCUUCGUGUUCAACAGCGACGUCAUCUGCGAAUACCGACUGCAGGAUUUCCUGGACUUCCACAAGGCCCACGGAGCUGAGGGCACCAUCAUGGUGACCCGAGUGGACGAGCCGUCGAAGUACGGCGUGGUGAUCUCCAAUGCUGACGGACAGAUCCAACGCUUCGUGGAGAAACCAAGGGAGUACGUGGGCAACAAGAUCAACGCCGGCAUCUACAUUUUCAAUCGAGAAGUGCUGGACCGUAUCCAGUUGCGACCGACGUCCAUCGAGAAGGAGAUUUUCCCACAAAUGGCAGCCGAGGGGAACCUCUUCUCGAUGGUGUUGCCAGGCUACUGGAUGGAUAUUGGCCAGCCUAAGGAUUUCCUCUCGGGCAUGUGUCUGCACUUGGACUACGUGGAACGCACGAACGCGGAUGCUCUGUCCACGGGCCCCAAGUUUAUCGGUAACGUUAUGGUGGACCCCACGGCGGUGAUCGGAGAGGGAUGUCUGAUUGGACCCAACGUGGUGGUCGGCCCUGGAUGCGUUAUUGAAGACGGUGUUCGACUCAGCCGAACGACGCUGCUUCGUGGCGUGACAGUUCGCGCCAACUCGUGGAUCCAGUCGAGCAUUAUCGGAUGGGGCUCCACAAUUGGCCGAUGGUGCCGAAUUGAGGGGAUCACCGUCGUCGGAGAAGACGUGCAGGUGAAGGAUGAAAAGUUUAUCAACGGCGGCCUCAUCCUGCCGCAUAAGGCCAUCUCAGCCAGUAUCCCCGACCCUGGCACCAUCGUCAUGUGAUCAGACCGUAGGCAAAGUGUUGCCCCAUUUGCAAUUUACCGAGUCCAUCCAAACAGGAGAUUCCAUUACUGUUAGCUUGCCUUCACUACUGACAACGACUCGCAACUAAUCAUCACUACCUGUCUAUUUUCCACACGCACAAUA
Phytophthora nicotianae INRA-310 is the source of this 1247-nucleotide messenger RNA. RefSeq lists its product as hypothetical. Bases 24 to 1103 code for a protein of 359 amino acids. Gene Ontology annotation, biological process: GDP-mannose biosynthetic process; cell wall mannoprotein biosynthetic process. Lineage: Eukaryota; Oomycota; Peronosporomycetes; Peronosporales; Peronosporaceae. The record is from RefSeq and is a predicted model, not a curated record. Gene Ontology annotation, molecular function: mannose-1-phosphate guanylyltransferase (GTP) activity; GTP binding. The transcript has 5 exons. Gene Ontology annotation, cellular component: cytoplasm.